Molecule: messenger RNA, 351 nt
Organism: Naegleria lovaniensis
Lineage: Eukaryota; Heterolobosea; Eutetramitea; Acrasida; Naegleriidae
Exons: 1
Coding region: 1-351 (116 amino acids)
Source: RefSeq, a predicted model, not a curated record
AUGUUACUUUCUGCAUUUCCAAAUGGCGAAUAUGAUUUUUUAACUUUUGAAUAUAGAAAUCAUGGAAAUUCUGAAAAGGAAUAUCACAGUACCAUUCUUCCAGACAAAUCAUACAGCACUUAUGGAAGUUUGGAAUGUGCUGACUUGUUGGGAGCUAUUGAUUUUGUAAAAUCUCAAUAUCAAGAUAUUGGAUUAUAUGGUUUGUCAAAGGGAGGGGCUGCUAUUCAGACAAGUUAUUUGAAAUCAAAUCCAAGUGAUAAUAUUGGAGCCAUGUUUUUGGAUAGUCCAGCGAUAUUCUUGUACCUAUUCAAAAUUCUGAGAGAUGCAGUGCUUUGGCUUCUUCAGAUUUAA